Molecule: messenger RNA, 356 nt
Organism: Volvox carteri f. nagariensis
Lineage: Eukaryota; Viridiplantae; Chlorophyta; Chlorophyceae; Chlamydomonadales; Volvocaceae
Exons: 3
Source: RefSeq, a predicted model, not a curated record
GCUUCAAACUAUGCCUCCUUGUGUCGGAGUCAAACUCAUGCAGGUCUGCUUACAGAUUUUCGAAGGCAUUCCUAGUUCCGGGCAUGGAUGAACUCCAUCUUGUCACAGUCAUCAUGUCGGAGUCAGGAAGGGCAAGCGCUUUGGCACGUCAGCGGGAGGUUCUGGAGGCUGAGGUGAUGGAUUGCGCCCGUUAUCACGCGGUGGUCAAGGAAGAGGAGUAUACACUGCCUGAGAGCCUGGGUCGCUACAUUGCCACCUCCAUACGACCCCACAUUAUCUUUAUGGGAUCCACAAACUUAUGUGAGUCAUCAUGUGUUAUACGCAACUCACAGUGUUACAUAAAAUUUCACAUAUAA